AUGUCACUCCCCGGGACACAAGAUACGCUUGCACGAACCCUCCUCAGGUCUGCAAUCCACCCUGAAAACAUCGUCAUCGUCAAUCAGUCAGGGUCGCCCGUGGAAAUAGACUGGGAAACCGAGGCAAAUACCAUAGCCCACGCAUGGUACAGUGGCCAGGAGGUUGAUAACACUCUCUGCGAUAUUCUCAUUGGUAUGGUUAGCCCAUCAGGUCGGCUACCUAUCAGCUGGCCGUUCAAACAUACCGACUUGGACUUCCAAAAAUUAAGCACACGUGGCCUGGUACAGACGAACAAAUAUUCUAUUCCGAAGAGAUUUUUGUUGGGUAUCGCUGGUAUCUUCAUCAUGGGGUCAAGCCGAGAUAUUGGUUCGGUUAUGGCCUUGGAUACUCAACUUUCGAUAUCUCCAAGCUUGAGAUAUCGAAGACAACCUCAGGGUGGGAUCUCAUUGUGGAGGUGA
Messenger RNA from Talaromyces proteolyticus, 459 nucleotides. RefSeq names its product glycosyl hydrolase family 3 C-terminal domain-containing protein. The record is from RefSeq and is a predicted model, not a curated record. Bases 1 to 459 code for a protein of 152 amino acids. Gene Ontology annotation, molecular function: hydrolase activity, hydrolyzing O-glycosyl compounds. The transcript has a single exon. NCBI's taxonomy places the organism in Eukaryota, Fungi, Ascomycota, Eurotiomycetes, Eurotiales, Trichocomaceae. Gene Ontology annotation, biological process: carbohydrate metabolic process.